AACAUUUACUGCAGCUUCAGCACUGGCUCCGGUCAUGGCCUCGCUCGUGAAGAAGAUAAUCAGCACUACGAAGGCCCCUGCACUGGGUCCCUACAGCCAAGCCGUGCUGGUGGACCGGACCAUGUACAUUGCAGGGCAGAUAGGACUGGAGCCUUCCACUGGGCAGCUUGUCUCUGGAGGGGCAAAGGAGGAAGCCAAACAGGCUCUAAAAAACAUGGGAGAAAUCCUGAAAGCUGCAGGCUGUGACUAUGGCAAUGUUGUGAAGACUACAGUUUUGAUGGCAGACAUGAAGGACUACAAUGAUAUUAAUGAUGUUUACAAACAAUUUUUCAAGGCAAACUUCCCAGCCAGAGCAGCCUAUCAAGUUGCUGCUUUGCCCAGAGGGGCCAGAGUUGAGAUUGAAGCUAUUGCUAUUCAGGGACCUCUCCAAGAUGCUUCAGCAUGACUAUAAGCAGAGGCUGGAUAUCUUACAAUGACAUUUUUUGAUUUAGUUAAUACUUGUCCCUGAUAUCUGAUUCCUACAGCUGACUAACAGCAGUAACACACAGUUGAAAUCAGUAAACUUGAAAGGUGCUUUCUUUAGGACUUACAAUGAGUUCUCUGCUGGCAAACCCUGAAAAGUGCCUGAGUCCUGCUAAAAUCAGCUGAGCCAGAUUGCAGGACAGGACCUGCCCUUUGUGGAGGUGACUGGAUAUUCAGGUAUUAAGAUACAUACCUGGGUGAAUGUAUUAGUUAUACUAUGGGUGAUCUGGACAUGGAAAACUAUACUGAUUUUUAAUAGUAUCAGAAUUUUGAAUCAGAAAAAAAUGACAAAAAUGAGAAAACAGAACACUUGAAUUGCUUAGCAUAUAUCUUCACUUCUGAGGAAUAUUACUAUAUUUGCUUCUGAAUUUUCUUAACCUCCUUUAUGUAAUAAGUUACUGUUGGGACUCAUAUUUUUUCAUAUGUAAGCAAUUGCUUGAGAAAAUUAAUAUUAAUUUCAGAAGGAAGAAAAUUAUGCUUUUCUGAAGUAAAGUAGUACCUUUAUAAAUUAGAUUAAAAUUAAUAUCUACCUGUAACCUUUUUCAUAAUCUUUUUCAUAGCAAUUCAACUUUGACUAUGUUUUGAUUUAAAAAAAGACAACAAAAAUGAAAAAAUGUUUAAUGAGAAUAAAAUAUAAUUGCAACUGCAAAAAUGUGCUUGUCUAUAAUGGGAACAAAGUGCUCUUUUACUGAUUGUGGUUUGAUACUCCAUUACAAAAAUAGUCUCCAGCUUGCUUAUUCUAUAUACAUUCUAUAUGCAAAUAUACAAAUAAUUUGAACCAAAAGAAUAGGCUUGUUAUCUACACCCUGAUAGCUAAGGAUUAAAUUCUCCAGGACAGGAAGCUUUCAGCUACCAUGUCAUUACACUUCUUGUAAUUUUUUCCUCUGCCAUUAAGGUCAGAAGCAUUGGUUUGAUUGGGUGAUUAAGCAAUAUUGAGAAGUCCAGCUGGUGAUGCCAUAACUUAUCCCAUCCUUCUGUAUUGAUCUUCUUUCAAGUAGAAAUGGAUACUGUGAGAACAGUCAGCCCUACUUACCAGUCCUAGAUUUGAUGUGAAUCAGCCAUUCCUUCUUUUCACUGAGCUUAUAACUUGUACCAUUACAAAAAAGAAAAUAUUUAUAAAGAGGUUGUCGCAGCAAAUAUGUGCAGAUAUAAGGAUUUUUUAAUAGCAUUAUCUUGCUUUCUUUGGGGUGUAGUUAUUUUUAUUAGAGGCAAGAUAAUGCCUUUGUUAUUUCAAACAGCAGCCUUCCAACAGCCUUUGAAAAAUGCCUGACUUUUCUCUAAAUAAACUCCCUAUACAUAAACUUUUAUUAAUUUUGGCUUCUGUUCUUGUUCUGUCUUCUUGGCUGUACUAAUAAUGCAUCUUAUGCUCUAUAGCUCUGACUCCAUAAGCAAUCCCACCUAAGAAAAAACAUAGACUUCUUAGGAAAGAGUUAGUACUAACUAAUAUGGCUGUGACUUUCUAGGAAAUACAAAGCAGAUGUCCCUUCAUUUUAUCAAUUAAUAAUAAUUUAAAAUAAUGUAAUUGAGUGGAGUUACAUUUAAACUUUUAAAUGGAGUUUAAUUCCUAAUUGAUAUUUAGGUUUCUCUCUUACAGCUUUGUUUAGGUGUAAUUACUUGGUUGGGAUUUAUUUCACUGAUUUAUAGGAGAUUUAGUUCAAGUUCACUGUAAACCAGCAGAUUUCAAGAGUCUGGAACCUGAGCUAACCUUUCAUAACCACAAUGAUUAUCUUACUUCUUACUGCUCACGUUCUUCCCCACUGCCUUCUUAACCCGUGUCCCGCAGCCUUUGCCCACCUCGAACCCAACACUAGAUGGCAGCUGCGACAUUUUUUUGGCAUCUACGUCCAUUAUAGCGCUGCUUGGGAGACACCGGUGGUAGGAGAGUAAAUAACACACCAUUGCUUUCCACAGUAAGGGACAGUCUGAGACCGAAAUGUAAAUUAAACACCUGGAAAAUGUUCCAUGCUGGAUGCAAUGCACAAGGCAGAACACAUUGCUUCCAUUAAGUGCAAUUCUGCAAAAACUCGGGAACUGAAUUCCCUUUUAGCUUUAUGAUUCUUCAGGGGAAGGCAGUUGUAGUUUUUAGACUAUAUAUUUAAAUCAAAGCCAUUCAAGACAUUUUCUUGAUAUGUAUUCUUCUGGUACAGGAAGUCUAGAAUAACUGAAAUAAACACUCUUAUUUACGGCUCUAACAUAGAAGUUUUCAAAAUAAAAAAAACCAGCCUUCCACAGAGAAGUGUAAAACAUUUAUUUUAUUUAAGCAGAGUUAUAUUAUUUGAUUCUAUUCCUUAAAACAAAAAGGCCAAUAUUCGUGAUUCUCCAGUAUGAAAAGCUGAUCUCUUAGGUCUUAAUUUGCAAACUACUUAGUAUAUAGACAUUUAAUAAAUCCAGUUUUAAAUAGAGAUAUGUUAAAAACUGGGGUUUUUUUCCUUUGCUAGACUGAGCUGCAUACCAAAUACAAAGUUGCAAUUCAGCUUGUGGCAUCCUGAUUUCGUCACUUAAAGUUUAUUUCGAUCACAUGUAACUAAGAACCCACAGCAAAACAGGUCUUCUCUUUCUGUGAAAGUGAAGCAAUUUAUAAAGUACUGAAAUGUGUAUGUUCUAGGAGAUGUUUCUUUUAGUAAGACUCUUUUUUCUUUAAAUUACUAUAUUCUCUACAGAUUAAACAAUGCAAAAAAUAAAUUUCAGUACCUAGUUUUAAUAAAACUGUUGUCUUAAACCACA
This is a messenger RNA of Sturnus vulgaris (Common starling), 3246 nucleotides long. It is a transcript of the gene RIDA, whose product is annotated as reactive intermediate imine deaminase A. Gene Ontology annotation, cellular component: cytosol; mitochondrion. NCBI's taxonomy places the organism in Eukaryota, Metazoa, Chordata, Aves, Passeriformes, Sturnidae. The record is from RefSeq and is a predicted model, not a curated record. Gene Ontology annotation, molecular function: deaminase activity.